AUGAAAAGCAAAUGGAGGAAUAAAACAGAUAGCAAUAGUAAAGACAACAAUGACAAUAUUAGAAGUGUAAGUGAUAAUAAUGAAGAUCUUCCUAAAGAAGACAACAAAGAUAAAAAGAUCAAGAUGAGGAACGAAUCCACAAAAAGGAAAAAAAAUCCAACAUAUACAGGAGACUGUGGUGAAAAUUUUCAAGAAGACAAUUCAGACGAUGCAAGAGAUAAUGGACAUGAUGAGAUGGAUGAGGGUAUCAUAAGCAAUAAUUUAAUUGAGGACUUACUCGAAGGAAUACCAAUCGAAAAUGCCCUCGUUGAAAAUGUUGUUGGUAACACCAAUCUCCUCGGCACAAACUUUGUAAAUGAUUGGACUGAUAUGGAAGAAAAUUUGGAACACAGUUUGAUUCAUUCAUGCAAAAGCUUAUGCAAUGAAAGUGACAAAAAUUCUGACACCCCAUUGGAAAAUGACAUUUCAGACUUUAUAAUAAAAAAAAAAAUUUACGAAAAGAAUAUUGCACUUAUUGAGAAGCAAAUACAAACGAAUAAGCUGAACAAACUAAUGAAAGCGCGAGAAGGAAUUUUAGAAAUGCUCACCAUAAUUAAAAAUAGGAAAUUAAAUUUGAACAAAUUUUUGUGA
Messenger RNA from Plasmodium gonderi, 630 nucleotides. RefSeq lists its product as hypothetical. The coding region runs from base 1 to 630 and encodes 209 amino acids. The record is from RefSeq and is a predicted model, not a curated record. The transcript has a single exon. Lineage: Eukaryota; Apicomplexa; Aconoidasida; Haemosporida; Plasmodiidae.